AUGCCGGCUGGUGGUUGCGCGAGAAAGGAGACCGGUUUGGUGGCCGGUAGGUAUCUCCAGCUACGAGAACAGCUUUGUUCUCCCGAGGGCCAACAGGACGCCGGCGCCAUCUGCCUCAAGCUCCUCUCGCAACUCAAGGGUACUAUACAGCUCGGCAAGAUUGAGGACAAGCUCAACUGA
This is a messenger RNA of Neurospora tetraspora, 180 nucleotides long. RefSeq lists its product as uncharacterized. Bases 1 to 180 code for a protein of 59 amino acids. The transcript is spliced from 2 exons. Lineage: Eukaryota; Fungi; Ascomycota; Sordariomycetes; Sordariales; Sordariaceae. The record is from RefSeq and is a predicted model, not a curated record.